Molecule: messenger RNA, 2285 nt
Organism: Amoebophrya sp. A25
Lineage: Eukaryota; Dinophyceae; Syndiniales; Amoebophryaceae
Source: the annotation of a GenBank genome assembly
AACAAAGAUCCAAACAUCGAUCCUUACAUCAAGAAGAACAGGAGAAAUUUUACAACAAAGUCACAAGAAAUGCGAAUCAAAAAGCUGCUCCGGGUCAGACAUGCUCGCUCUUGGCUCUUGCACCUUAACGCUGUCUCACAGUUCGUACUAGCACAAGAUCUUCGAGCAACGACAGCAACAACGGGAAAAGAUAGAGUAGAUCUACGAACAGCAACAACGGGAAAAGAUAGAGUAGAUCUAACCGAAACAACUCCGACUACAACGUCCGCACUACGACACAUCAUCCGAACUAGUCUCUCUUCAGCAACCGAAAGACAGAACAGGACGGCCGGGUGGGGACAACUAGAACUUCUUUCAACUACUAGUAGACCAAGACCAGUUAGUCGGACAAGUCCGUACAUGAGGCGAGAAAAAAUGACUAGUACUUCUCCAAAGAUUGCGGACGUCAGUACGAAUGGUGACAACCCCUACUUCCGCAGCACCAUCGGUCGCGCACCCGUCUAUCGCAUUACCUUAGACCACUACGAUGAUCCAAAUGCCACGACCGACCAGAAGCACCGGGAGUUGGGUCGCAAAAUUGGUGAGGCAGCUGGAGCACAGUUGCGGCAGUGGGUUGCGGAGAUUCCGAAGCAUGAUGAACAGAUAAUCUUGAUGGAGAAAUGGCUUCACGGGGAAGCUUCAAUAUCGAGCUCUCCCCCUGGCACCCCCAAGCCCGUUGACAUCCUCCACAACCUUUUGAGCGAUUCAGAGCUUGCUUAUCCCGGUUUCUAUGCGGAGAUGGAGUCCAUGGCUCUGGCAGCAGGCAUCGACGUAGAAAAAGUUCUUCUUAGUAAUUUACGUGGUGAGCUGUUGCAGUGGGCCGACCCUAAUGAGGAAAGCGUAAAACUUCGAAGAAGAGAUGGAGGAAAACUAGAAGUUGUUGAAAAAGCGACUGCUGCGGAAGUGGUGAAGGAAAGUGCUGAGGCUGAUGAUGUUGUAGUUGAAAGUGUUGAUGCUGCAGCUCCAAGAACUCAUUUUAUUGAUAAAAACCCUAGCUCAUCUACUUCAGAUGCUUCUGUUUCCCCAUCAAAACAUCACAAGCGAAGUUGCAGUGACGUUUUCGUCAAUACGCCAGGUUUUGUUGGCUACGCCCACAACGACGACUGGGACUCCGACUGGCAACAUUUGUCCUACUUUCUAGAAGUCUACUCUUCAAGAGCCCCCGACAACAACAAGUUUCUCUUCUUCACUUUCCUUUACCCUGGUUUCCUUCCGGGUAUGGAUUUCUUAGUAAAUCGACAUGGUGUAACAAUGACAGUGAACAGUGCGUUUCCGAAGCACUACGGGACUAGUGGUGUCACCUUGGCUCAUAUGAGUAGGGCAGUCGUAGAUGCACAUUCGUUAGAAGAAGCUGUGGAGAUUGUCGCUGACGCGCGUGCCAGUACAGGCGGAAGUUGGAAUCUAGGCUGCAUGAAGAGCAGACGGGUGCUGAAUGUGGAGACUAGUGGGCAGCAGCUACGCUGUGGCAGUAUUGUGGAAGAUACAAAGCCUGCUCAACAUCAAUGGAGAUUUUCCGUAAUGGAAGUCGUCGCUUCCCCUUCGAAACUACCAUCUUCACAAGAUAUUACCACUACUAGUACUAGCACUGCAUCUUCUUCCGUCGAUAGAAAUUUUCAAUUUGCGAAAACAACAACCAAUUUUUUCCACGGCAACGAAUAUCGUCAUCUCGAAGGUGUCCCGUUUUUUGCCGACCCGUCGUCUGAGCAUAGGUUACAGCGGUUCGAGGAGUUUCCUAGCACAAGUACAUCCAUCGUCGACGUGUCAACGUCUAGUCCAGAACCAACUCCACCAGCACUUGUCCUAUCAUCUAGCGAAAAUGCUGCAUCCAAUACUCAAUCUCAAGGUACAGCAAUAUCAGUCCCUCCGAGUAACAUCACCUCCCGCGACCUCGCUCUCUCUUUCCUAUCAGACCAAGCUGAUCCAGACUUCCCUGUUUACCGAAAUGGCUACAAAAAAGACCCAGUAUGGACCGAAAUGUCAGGUCUCAUAGACGUCAACAACAGCGUCAUCGAACUCUACCCUACACGAGAAUCGUUGGUAACGAAGGUACCAGGUGCACGAUAUACCUGGAAGUAUGGUGAAGAUGGGGAUGUGAAAAUGUCUCUAUCAGCAGAAAGUCAAAGUGGGGACAAAGAUGACAUGGAAAUCUAUACAUAGAAUCGAUGUCGUCGAUCACUAUGUUGGGAAGAUAAAUUUUGCAUUUAAAACUCACUCACUGUCCCUUUAAACCAAUUUUAAAUGACGAC